This is a messenger RNA of Suillus discolor, 2070 nucleotides long. RefSeq lists its product as uncharacterized. The transcript has 13 exons. The record is from RefSeq and is a predicted model, not a curated record. NCBI's taxonomy places the organism in Eukaryota, Fungi, Basidiomycota, Agaricomycetes, Boletales, Suillaceae. The coding region runs from base 1 to 2070 and encodes 689 amino acids.
AUGCUCAACCUUGAUGAAGAUGUGAAUGGAAUCAUGAUUCCCAAGGAUCUCAGAACUUUAUGGUUUGACCACGAAGAUCAGUUCCUGGAGGCGUUGGGAAUGGAACAUUUAUAUUCCGCAAUUGUCCAUAUGGAAUCACACCCUCUCUGUCUUACUCACCUGUUUCAUGCUUUUAGCAGGGUGGCCAAUGAUACAGACAUGGGCACCAGCAACCGACAAUUCUGGCCUAUACCCUCUCCACCACGCAUGAUUCCCAGCAUGAUGUCGGAUAUGAAUAUACCUUGGCUAUCUCUGACCAGAGAGGAUACAGAUGUCGCAGAUGAGUUUGACAACAUGGAGACAGGUGGCGCUGAUGAAAACAAUAACAUCGACCCAGGACUGAGUCCUCAGAUGGUUGCAAAGUGUCCGCCAAAAUGGCUGAAGGAAAUAUCCUCUGCUUUGCCAUCUGUUCAUUCUGUGCCUCAAAUCUCUCACUCUACACCAAACAUGGCAACACCUGUUGAUCUUUCAUUCACAUCGCCAGUUCCAUUAGAUCCUAUUUCCUCUGACACUUUGACACGCAAUGAAUCGCAUGAGACAACACAUGCAAAUGAAGAUGUUUUGAUGAAUCCUGAUGCUGACAAUGCUGAUCGCAUUGGUCCAACAGCUGCAACUAUUGAACCUUCGUUGUCACAAGAGCAAGAUGUUUUCAUGGAUGUGUGCCCAACCAUGGACAAUGAGGUAGAUAACAACAUGUUCAAACAUGGUGAAAUAAUCUUGGAUUGUGAUGUUGCUGGCCUGUCCUCUAAUGCCCCAACCCAAAUCAUGUCACUAAUACAACCUAUUACAGACAGUGCAGAGGACUCAGUUGAUCAAUGGAUGUUGUCAGUACGAUACUCUGAUUUGUACCACCAUCAUCCUGACCUGGAUCUUAUAAUCGGAGUGUUAGGAAAACAUGUUCCAAACACCAGUAAGACGAUCACAUGGAAGGAUGGCCAUCUCACAAUUCUCCCUACUGUGUAUGAUGAAUUGAACAUUAAUGUUUGCGAUUCCGUGGACAUCCCCAUAAUCAAAUUCAUUUCCCAAUUUCUAAUAUCUACCCCUGCCUCCAAAUAUGUUAUUUAUCUCCCCACUGAUACACUUUCUCAUCACAAUAUACUUGAUGCAGUUGGAUUGGCGCUCAGUCAGAACAAACCUGUUGUUAUCAGAGGUGUUGGGCCACAUCAACCAUGGACCAAUCUCUCUCCCAAGUAUCUUGACAGAAUCUUUGCCCUCUCACCAUAUCGAUUAGUGUGUAUUCAUGACUUGAAGAUAUGUUCACAAGAUCAUGUCAAUCUCAUGCUUUCUGGUACCAUCGCUUCCUUCUUUGAAUCCAUGAUAGAUAAGACAAAGAUCCAAUGUGUCCUGGACUUACCGCUCGCACAAGUAGCCCUUCCGGAACCACUACAAAACAUUGAUCAUGGACUGGUUCACGGAUGGAACCAAAUGAUGCACAGCAUUCCAAUUACAUCCAAAGUGCACCCUGAGAACUUUACAGUUAAGGGAUGGGGAUUGCUGCACCACACUGGAUUCCUCACAUAUCCCCAUCAUGACACUGAAGGGAUGCUUACCUGGACAAGGAUGGAAGUUGGUGUGAAAUUCUGGGUCAUUUUUAGGCCAAAGGAUCAACAAAACAGUCAUCUUCACUUGCAAAACUUCAUCACAAAUCUAGUUGACUUUACAUUGCACAAGGGAAUUCUGCCACCCAGUACGGUACAUGCCAUCUAUACCCCGGUAUUAUCUGUUGCAACUGGUGGUCAUUUCUAUCAUUACAUGUGCAUGCAUCUUACGGAGCUCAUAUGUUAUAUCGAUGCUGAGAAUAUGAGUCCUGUACAGGAGAUCACGAAGUUGCCUCAAUAUUGCGCUGAGGGUAGUAAUGUAAGAAUCACGUUUUCUCUUAUAUUCUCGAUAGCCACCUACAUUCUUCAUUCAGAAAUUGAUUUAGUACGUUUAUUGGUGUUGGGCAUUACUUGGCAGGACUACACUGUCACAUUUAGUGACGGUGCUGAAAUGUGUUUGCAACAAAUAUUCGUAACACAUGCACCAUACUAA